CCGAUAUGCCUUAAACGCCAAUACGUAUCGACGGCAAUUCCGAAAUGAUAGACUGAAAGAUUCAGAAACCCAUAGUGAAUGGGCCAGUCGCAUAAACAGGUCCUAUGAGCAGUGGCUCCUAAUGGCAGAUAUCCAGGACUUUGAUAAACUAAAACAGCUGAUGUAAAUGGAGCAAUUCUUUUGGCACUGCCACGAGGACAUUCGGAACUGGGUAAGGGAUAGGAAACCUCUUACCCUCAGUGAUGUUGCCCGGCUGGCAGACGAGUAUGUGGCAAAUCGAGAUAUUGAUAUGCAGGUUCGCCAUCAUAACCCACUAACAGAGCCACUGACCAGACAGCCUUGGGCCAGAGCGCCAGCUGGCAACACCAGACCUAAGACAGAGAACACACCAUCUUUUCCCACCCGAACCACAUCCUUUACUCCUCGGCAGUCCUCCCCCGGAAAACAAUGCUACAGAUGCAAUGGAUUUGGACAUGUCCAAGCUCAAUGUCCGAGGUCUGCUGUUGUGGGAUUUGUCCAAGGCGAACCAUACUGCAAAUUUUCUCCUGUGACUGAGACUGUCUAUGAGGCCUACACUACCCAUCUACCUAGUAACUCAAGUCUAGACAGACAUAUGCAGGCUGUUACUGUGGGCGGGCGACCCUUCACAGGAUUGAGAGACUCUGGGGCCACUAUCACCUUGGUCAAACCUAAAUGUCUACCUCCAAAUAACCUGUUACCUCAGGAGGUUACUAUCCGCACAGCCGGGGGUGCUUACCAUACCCUCCCCACUGCCAAGAUUCACCUGAAUUGGGGGACAGGACAAGGGACUGUUGUAGUUGGAGUAAUGGAUGGAUUACCUGCGGAUGUAUUAUUGGGAAAUGAUCUGGGAAUGUUGGUUAGCCAAUACCGGCCGCAGGAAGAAAUAACUGCUGUAACUCGCAGCCAGACCAGAGGAAACGGCAACCUAGCUGUAUCUGAACCAGCCGGAGACCCUUCUACAGUCAGACAUUGUGAGGUCUCGGGAGGGACCACCCCAAUCUGCCCUCUAUAAUUGGGGGGAGAAGUGUGAUGGUAGCCGUCUGAGACUUGUGGGCAUACAAGGAUUAAUGUGUAUUUUGUAUUUUCAAACUGAUGUUCCUUCUUUGUAUAAUCCCUUUAUGUUUAUUGGUGCUGUUUCCUUUCUGUACUGCCAUUAUCUGGAGCUGAUGUUAUUAACCCUUUGUUGUGGUGUGAACUAUUGUAUCCCAGGAUGUAUUUCAUGUGUUUAAAAGUUCCUGCCUUGUAUAAUCCCGUUAUGUUUAUUGGUGCUGCUUCCUGUCUGCACUGCCAUUAUCUUGAGGUGAUGGUAUUGAUCCUUUGUUGUGGCGUGAACUAUUGUAUUGUAUUAAUGAAAUGCCUGAGUUAAUCUCCUUAUGUUAACUUUCCUUUUAUAUACAAAGUACUUUGUUUCUAGUGUUUUACCCA
Molecule: messenger RNA, 1446 nt
Organism: Spea bombifrons (plains spadefoot toad)
Lineage: Eukaryota; Metazoa; Chordata; Amphibia; Anura; Pelobatidae
Exons: 2
Coding region: 167-1033 (288 amino acids)
Molecular function (GO): zinc ion binding; nucleic acid binding
Source: RefSeq, a predicted model, not a curated record